This is a messenger RNA of Cucurbita maxima (winter squash), 1753 nucleotides long. Its product is annotated as endoglucanase 24-like. Gene Ontology annotation, biological process: carbohydrate metabolic process. Gene Ontology annotation, molecular function: hydrolase activity, hydrolyzing O-glycosyl compounds. Lineage: Eukaryota; Viridiplantae; Streptophyta; Magnoliopsida; Cucurbitales; Cucurbitaceae. Bases 36 to 1526 code for a protein of 496 amino acids. The record is from RefSeq and is a predicted model, not a curated record. The transcript has 4 exons.
UUCCAUUGAAAUCUCCCAAACCAAAACAAACGAAAAUGAAGAACCCCAUCUUCUCCCGCCGGGCGAUUCUUUUUCUAAUGUUUCCGAUUCUCUUCUCGCCGGACUUCGCAUUUUCCGGCCACGACUACGGCGAAGCCUUGUCCAAAUGUAUCCUGUUCUUUGAAGGGCAGCGAUCGGGGUUCUUACCGCAGGAACAGCGGAUGACGUGGCGUGCAAACUCCGGCCUUAGCGACGGCUGGACUUAUCAAACUGACCUCACCGGCGGCUACUACGACGCCGGCGAUAAUGUCAAGUUCGGUUUUCCGAUGGCGUUUACUACCACGCUUCUGUCUUGGAGUGUCAUUGAGUUCGGCGACUUGAUGCCGCCGGUAGAGGUUCGAAACUCGCUUGAUGCGAUUCGUUGGUCUACGGAUUAUCUCCUCAAAACGGUGUCGCAGCCUAAUCGGAUUUUUGUUCAGGUGGGAGAUCCGAGUGCGGAUCAUUUUUGUUGGGAGAGGCCAGAGGAUAUGGACACAAUGAGAACCGUGUACGCCGUGGAUGCACCGGGGACUGCAUCGGAUGUGGCGGGUGAGACAGCGGCAGCAUUGGCAGCAGCAUCGAUGGCGUUUCGAUCAUCAGACCCGGGGUAUGCCGAUACGUUGCUGCGAAAUGGAAUAAAGGCAUUCGAGUUAGCUGAUAACUACAGAGGAGCUUAUAGUGAUAACGACCAUAUUAGAGAGGGUGUUUGUCCGUUUUAUUGCGAUUUUGAUGGCUAUCAGGAUGAGCUACUAUGGGGAGCUGCUUGGUUAAGAAGGGCGAGUCAAAACGAGUCGUAUUUGAGUUAUAUUCAAGACAAUGGCAAGACGCUUGGCGCUGAAGAUAGCUUCAACGAGUUUGGCUGGGACAAUAAGCACGCUGGUCUUAACGUUCUCGUCUCUAAGGAAGCUCUAGAAGGAAACAUAUUCACACUCCAAUCGUACAAGGCGUCUGCAGACAAUUUCAUGUGCACACUAAUUCCAGAAUCCUCCUCCUCCCACAUCCAGUACACUCCCGGCGGCCUCAUCUACAAGCCUGGCGGCAGCAACCUCCAGCACGCCACCUCCAUCACCUUCCUCCUCCUCGCCUACGCCAACUAUCUCGACCGCACCUCCGCCACCGUCAACUGCGGCAACGUCGUAGUCGGUCCUGCCGCCCUCCGUAGCCAAGCCAAGCGCCAAGUCGACUACAUCCUCGGCGACAAUCCCAAGGGCAUCUCAUACAUGGUCGGGUACGGUAAGUACUUCCCGCAGCGGAUCCACCACCGCGGCUCCUCCCUGCCGUCGGUCCGCGAACAUCCGCAGCCGAUCGCUUGCAAGGAAGGCUCCACGUACUUCAAUUCGGCGGAUCCGAACCCUAAUGUGCUAGUUGGUGCCCUAGUCGGCGGCCCUGGGGAGGACGAUGUGUAUGAGGACGAUCGAGCCGAUUUCCGCAAGUCGGAGCCCACUACUUACAUUAAUGCGCCAUUUGUCGGUGUUUUGGCUUAUUUUGCUGCGAAUCCAGGGGCUUGAUUGAUUGAUUGAUGGUCCGGCGAGGGCGACGGCGGAUGAAAAAGGAAGGAAGGCGAGUUUUUGGGGGUUUUUUUUUUUCCCGGUUUUUUAGAUAAAGCACAAAAGGAUGAUGGUCUCUCAUCUUGGCGGUUUAGCGAAAGAGGGUAGAGGCUUGUUUUGGUAAUUUCACUCGAAUUACCACUGGAAUUUUAUAAUAUUGAAAGCUCUAUUAAAACUAUAUUUAUUAU